Molecule: messenger RNA, 3972 nt
Organism: Homarus americanus (American lobster)
Lineage: Eukaryota; Metazoa; Arthropoda; Malacostraca; Decapoda; Nephropidae
Gene: TM9SF2
Product: transmembrane 9 superfamily member 2-like
Exons: 15
Coding region: 165-2144 (659 amino acids)
Biological process (GO): protein localization to membrane
Cellular component (GO): membrane
Source: RefSeq, a predicted model, not a curated record
ACCCAUGAUGCCUCAGUGUACGUGUCAGCGAUAACAGGAGAGGGUCGCUACUCUGUCUUAUAUACUCAAAACUGCGCCCUGUUUCGACCGGUUCUUCUCUUAAUGCCUCUGUGAAACGUUACGAGCUUUACCGUGAAGCUGUAUUGGACGCACUGAGAGCAACAAUGUCGAGGACAGCGGUGGUGUUGUUACUACAGCUGAUGGUAGUGAGCCAAGCCUUCUAUCUCCCCGGCCUAGCCCCUGUCAAUUAUUGUCGCAGAGGAAGUGAUGAGGCUAAAUGUCAGUCAAAUGUGCCUCUUUAUGUGAACCGACUAAAUUCAGAGGAGUCAGUCAUCCCAUACGAGUAUGAGCAUUUUGACUUCUGCAAAGCUCUCCCUGAUAACAAAGAGACAGUGGUCGAGAACUUGGGUCAAGUGAUGUUUGGUGAGCGCAUCCAGCCCUCACCGUAUAAGAUUGAUUUCCUGAACCCACAAAAGUGUGUUCCAGUUUGCACCAAGGUUUACAACCCGACCUCUAAGGGGGACACUCAGAAGCUGAAUGAUCUUAAGAGAGCCAUGAACCUCAACUAUUACCAUCACUGGAUAGUGGAUAACAUGCCAGUGACUUGGUGCUACAAGGUGGAGGGAGGGAGUGUCUUCUGUGCUACUGGCUUUCCCGUGGGAUGUUUUGUGGAUGUUACCAGCCGACCAAAAGAUGCCUGUGUCAUGGAUCAACGGUACAAGCAAGCCAACACGUAUUAUCUCUUCAACCACGUAGACCUGAACAUUACGUACCACAGUGGCGAUGGGGAAGACUGGGGCUCAUCACUUAAUGGUCCUGGAGGGCGAAUUCUCUCUGUUCGUGUGUCACCUAAGAGUAUCAAGCAUGUGGCAGGAGUUAAUGACAAGGACUCAUGUGACACUGUAGAGGUGAUGGGGAUUAACAAUGUCUUAAAGGAUAAACUGGAGAUCAAGUACACAUACAGUGUGGCCUUUACAAAAAGUACCGGGAACAACCGAUGGUCGUCUCGUUGGGAUUACAUCCUGGACUCCAUGCCUCAUGCCAACAUUCAGUGGUUCAGCAUCCUCAACUCCCUGGUGAUCGUUCUCUUCCUUUCGGGUAUGGUGGCCAUGAUUAUGUUGCGCACGCUACAUAAGGACAUUGCCCGCUACAACCAGAUUGAGGUUGGAGAGGACGCUCAAGAGGAGUAUGGUUGGAAGCUGGUCCAUGGUGACGUGUUCCGGCCACCCCGUCGUGGGAUGCUCCUCUCCGUUUUGGUGGGGUCUGGCACUCAGGUGUUCAUCAUGACUCUCGUCACACUGUUGUUUGCUUGCCUUGGUUUCCUUUCCCCUGCCAACCGUGGUGCUCUCAUGACAUGUGCAAUGGUUCUUUAUGUGUGUCUCGGAUUCCCCGCCGGUUAUGUUGCCGCACGUCUCUACAAGAGCUUUGGUGGAGAAAAAUGGAAAACAAAUGUCCUCUUAACCUCCAUGUUGUGCCCUGGGAUUGUGUUUGCCCUGUUUCUCAUGAUGAACUUGAUACUAUGGUACAAGGGAUCAAGUGCUGCUGUUCCCUUCACCACAUUGCUGGCCCUUCUUGCUCUGUGGUUCCUUGUAUCUGUACCACUCACCUUUGUGGGAUCCUUCUUUGGGUAUAGGAAGAGGUGCUUGGAGAAUCCAGUACGGACCAAUCAGAUUCCUCGGCAGAUCCCCGAACAGAGUAUUUACACCCAGCCACUUCCUGGCAUCAUUAUGGGUGGUGUCCUUCCCUUUGGCUGCAUAUUUAUCCAACUCUUCUUUAUUCUUAACUCCAUCUGGUCAUCACAGACUUACUAUAUGUUUGGUUUCCUCUUUCUGGUGUUCCUCAUUCUGAUUGUCACCUGCUCUGAGACAACUGUGCUGCUCUGCUACUUCCACCUGUGUGCUGAGGACUAUCAUUGGUGGUGGCGUAGUUUCUUAACAUCAGGAUUCACUUCAUUUUACUUAUUCCUUUACUGUGUUCAUUACUUCGUUACCAAGCUGAGCAUAGAGGGUGUGGUAUCCACCAUGCUCUACUUUGGGUAUACAGCAAUCAUGGUCUUCCUUUUCUUCUUGCUCACAGGAACCAUUGGCUUCGUCGCCUGUUUCUGGUUUGUACGAAAGAUCUACAGUGUAGUGAAAGUGGAUUAGAUCUCAGAACCAAAAUGGUUGUUGUUGGAGUGUGUUGUCGUCAUUCGACUGACUCCGCCUUAGCAGUUCGAGGAGAGAGUGGGACUAAAGUAAUCUUUUUUGCAUAGUAGCAAAUUAAACCCCAUAGAAUAAGGGAAAGAUAAUUCAGGUAUCAAAUAUACCAUGGAUGAUCUGCAACUGUAUUAAGAAAAUCUUGGAUAAUUGUGGUUAUGGGCAUUAAUGAUUAAUUUACUUGCUAUUGUACUGACUUGGUAUGGAUUACAGCUAAAGCUAUAUUAGAAAAAGUCGGGAGUUGAUCUAACCUCUCUGAGUCAUUGGCUGUCUGUUUAACGAUGUAAGUGUGACUCAAGGGGACGUGAGGCACCAACUUUGAAUUUAUUGUGUUAGAUAUAAAUGUAAAGUCUUGUGUAAAACUUUUCUUUUACUUUUAGUAAAAUAAUUUUUAGAUGUUGCAUAAGCUUUUCUUAAUGCAGUGACCAAAUUGCUGGCAUUAUUGAUGAAUGGUACCCUUUUUAUUUUAUUUCUAUUAUCUUCCUUUUCUCUCACUUAUGUUUAGGGUAGAUCAAGGGUUACAGAAACCACAAAGAAAAAAUGGAACUGAUAGAGUACAUUGGUGCAAGACAAGUCUAUGAACUACGGGAACAGGCUGGGAUGGCAAGUCAUUAUUUCCACAUACAGUAUAUUAACUGUCCUCAUUUCACAGACUAUACAUAUUAAAGUUGCUCCCCUUUGAUUGAAUCUAUUAUUGUAUUCUUUUGCUGCAUGCUCCCUUAAAUUAUCAGAAACUGAACAUCUUAUACAUGCACACUAUUGUAUUAUAUUUAUGAGUUUGAAAAACUUAUAGUACACAAAGUUUUUAAGAUUUUAAUAGAUCAGCUACAUCGGAUAGUCAUGAAAGAAGAGAUCUCAUAGUUGGCAAAGAAAAUAUUUUGAAGUUCAUCAUAGAUAUCAAAUGUUUAGUAUCAGUAUUCCUUAAGAUAAGCCUGAGUGAUUAGCAUACUGUUUAGGCUAGUACCAUGAGUGCUUUAAAGAAAUUUCUGCAAAACAACAUUUUUUUUUUCUUUUGUUAUUUUCUGGCAAGGAAAUAGAUCCUCAUUACGAAAGAGGUUAAGUACAGAUGUCCAAGGCCUUGAGAAACUUUACCCACUUCUGAUUAUAUUAAAUGUAGUUUGCCAGUAUCCAGAACUGUACCUGAAUUUUUGGUUGAGGAAUGGAAUUAAACACCCAGUUGCCAAGACUACUCACACAAGAUGAGUAACUCCUCCAAUAGUCGGUUCAAUCUUAAGUAAACUGUUACCUUGAUGUUACAGUACAGUAAUUGUAAAGCAAGCAAGGCCUUUGUUACUUAAUCAGGCCUCCAUUUUAUCUUCACAGUAAGAUGUAACUGUUAUCAUUUGCAUAUUAUUGUGGCAUUGAAAGCCACUUUGCAGUUAUUCAGAUUUUUAUUUAUUUAUUUAUAUAUAUAUUUUUUUAGGGGGUGGGCUUCAUGUAAAUUACUCAUCUUAAUUAUCUAGUAGCUGUACAGUAUUUAGAUUAUUAAAACUGAUGAAAAUGAAGUUUGCUAGUUAUCCCUCCCUGAAUAUUUCUCUUAUAUUUUUACUGUACAAUAUUAUCCUUUUUAGCAUUUUUUAUAUUCAUUUCUUUAUGUGGAGAGGAGAGUUUGUUUCUGUAAAAUGAUACAAUUUAUCUCCUUUUGUUAUUAUUGUACCAUAUUCUGAAGUAAUGCUUAAAGCUAUAGGAAGAAUCUUCUGGAUCAAGGAUAUUUUGUUGUAGAGAUGGAGUCUUGUAUGAUGUAUCAAAUAUAGUUAAUUUAUUAUUCAAAUAACUA